Molecule: messenger RNA, 1310 nt
Organism: Cuscuta epithymum
Lineage: Eukaryota; Viridiplantae; Streptophyta; Magnoliopsida; Solanales; Convolvulaceae
Source: the annotation of a GenBank genome assembly
UAUAAAUAAAUCAAUUUUUUGGUCACAUUAAUUAGCUAAGAUCAAAACAAACAAUAAUACUGCCAAAAAAUAUAUCCGGAAUCAAAUAAGUCCAAUAAUUGAAUAGAAGGAAAUGGCGGGUGAGAACCAGGGAAGGCUACCUCCACCACCUUACAAGUAUGAAGAUUUGACUCUGGAAUGGAGAGUGGAUAUAGGGCCUAAAUAUGAUACUCUCAUCCUUCAUUUACCAGAUGGUUUCACAAGGGACCAUGUGAGUAUAGGCGUUUCAACCAAGGGAGGUUCUCAAGAAGAAGAAGAAAAGUUUAUCAACAUCAGCGGGCAUAAGCUGGAUGAAGGCAGCAACAACAAACGGUUGCGAUUUUAUAAACAAUUCAAGGUUUCAACCAAGUGCGACGUGAAAAGAAUGUAUAUGAGAUUCGAAAAUGACAAAGAUUUAUUUAUAUGGCAAUUCAAACCCCUAUUUGAAGCUACAGAUUCCCAUACGGCGGCGACAAUGGAGCAAGCAUUUACGGUGGUGGAUGACGUAGAUCCGGCCGCCGCUCUCACUUACAUUGACCAGUACAACCGUAUGUCCUUUAAGAAAGGAGUCGACGGAGACAAAACCCACCCAGAAGCUGACACUCUUACCCUUCACUUUCCUCCUGGUUUCCAAGAGGAUCAAGUUAGAAUCGAGUCAAACACAUCUUCUCCAUAUAUCUUGAUGACCGCACAUAAACAGCGGCGAGGCGAGAGGAUAUAUCAUUUAAAUGAAGUUUAUACUCCGCCGUCAAAAUUAAAGGGGUGGGUUCGGUUGUACUCAUACUUGACGGGUGCUUUUUUUGAUGCGUAUGAUAUGAACCGGACUGAGAUAAAAAUUGAAAAAGGUGCGGCCAUUGUUACACUACACAAACCCAUCAUCCCAACCAAUGGCUCUGCACAGACAAGCAAAAUGAAGGACGAAGAUGAUAAUGAUCACAAGAAGAAUGUAAUGGCGGAAAAUUUGGAUGACGGGCCGAAACGCGUUGUUGAAAAAAUCGAAAUAAUGGACGAUUAUGAAGGCGACGCGGCGGUGGAAACAGCGGCUACCCCAGAACCUCAUAAAGAAGAGCCAAGAACGAUGAGGAUGACGAUCAUGAUUAUCCUUUUCGCAGUUGGUGUAGCCAUGUUGUUUGUUAAUAAAAAAACAUUUUACUACCUAAUAAUUAAUAAUAUUGUGUGAGUUUUUACUCACUUAAACCCAACCCUAUAUAUAUAUCCUAUAUGUAUGUAUCCUAGCUUCAAGCAAUAUUGUGUGUGUAUGUUUUAAGUAAUGUGAUAUAAGUCCAUUGUCC